AUGUCAGUCAAUUCUCAAGGUGUCAUUGAUCCAUAUGCUAGCAGAGUAUGUCAAAUAAAGGAUUUGCCUGAUGUUCAUGCUAGUGAAGCUCAAAAAUACCAAAGGGAAUUCUAUUGUUAUACAUUAAAACGAUUUGAAGAUCUUUCUUCUUCAAGACCAGCACUAUUAUUUGUGUCUGAUUUCACAUCACAUUCUUCUUUAAAUUCUAAACUGUUUGAUACUGGUGAGCAUGUUUUUAAUUCAGAUCAGAUUAUUGAAGUUGCUAUUUAUCCUCGUUUCCUUGAACAAAUACGACGAGAGUAUAGUGAAAGAACGCAGAAUCAAAAUUAUAAAAUGACAGCUGUGGUUUAUCAAGAAGUUAUGAUACUUAAAUUAAAGGUAAGAUUAAAAGUUUAUAAUGGAAAACUAGAAGGUUAUGCUCUUGGUGUGAAAAUUCCUCGUAUUGAAGAUGAACCAGAACAGGAAGGUUCUUAUCUUAAAAUGUUGUAUGAGAAAUUGUUCAUCUUACAACCUAUAUUAUUGUCAAGUAUGAAUACUUUGCCUUGUAUUAUUCCACAACUGUUAUGGCCCGCAAUGUUUGAACAUGAUAAUCCCAAUUCCCUUGUAAAACCUCCUCCGGUUGUACGAUCAUCAUCGCAACAAUAUCAAUCAAGACAAGCAUCACAAUUGCAACAAUUGCAACUGCCACAAUCAAGACAAUUCGUAAGUGAUUCAAUGCCUGCUACUAUUUACUAUGAAAAUGUGUUCUUCAAUCAACCACUUCAUGCUGAACCAACAUCUCAACCAAUAUAUGUAAACUACAAUCCUGGUCAAGCUCAUCCAUUACAAGAACGAAUUGAUUUUUCAGGAGAUCUGAAUAGUAAUAGUAAUAAUAAACCCCAUACUGAUUCUAAUUCAAAUGAUAGUUUACAAUUUGGAUCAGUUAUAGGAGCGCCUCAAAGUCAAGUCAAAGUUGAGUAUUCACCACCAUUGGUAGGAUCUCGAAUCCCUGAUCGAGAAUAUUCUGGCGAUUAUGAAGAUGAUAGUGAUGAUGAUAAUAACCAUAAUACCACAACAACAACUGCCAAUGAAAUCCAAGUCCCUGCUACAUCUAAUUCCACCGUCACUUCUUCUUCUGGUGGUCUGUAUAAGUUCCUGGAAUUAAGUAAGAUCUCAAAUGUAAUCGACAACAGAAUAUAUCCUACUGAAGGAUAUUUAGUUGGUUUAUUUCCACAAGAUUUCACUCAUGCGGUAGCCAAGACUUAUAAAUAUGAUGAUCUGACUGAAAGGCAUGAACCGCAAGAUCCUAGUCCAAGACAGAUGGAGCUCAUAUUCUGUAAUAGACCAAGUUCAAAAGGCAGAGAUGUAAUCUUAACUUCUACGAAUUCCAUUAGAGUCGUUAUUCCGGUUAAUAAAGUUCAAAAGUUUUUCGAUGAAAAAUCAUAUGAAUUUACAUAUUUGGGCUUACCAAAAUUAAAUCAAUAUGUCUACAAGAAUUUUUCAAUUAUUUCCAAAAAGUUAUACAAGUUACAGCUCUAUAAAAUUAAUGUAAAAGUUAAUCUAAAAAUGUCUAGUGAAACUGUUUGGACAGUUCGAGACUUUACCUUAGGAGAUUUAUUGACUGGUGAUGAAUUUCCUGAUAUUGAAUAA
Molecule: messenger RNA, 1629 nt
Organism: Scheffersomyces coipomensis
Lineage: Eukaryota; Fungi; Ascomycota; Pichiomycetes; Serinales; Debaryomycetaceae
Gene: CDC13
Product: Cdc13p
Exons: 1
Coding region: 1-1629 (542 amino acids)
Source: RefSeq, a predicted model, not a curated record